GCAGGCCCCGCAGACCGGAUUGCAACGUCGAGACUGGCUGCCGGGGCCCUUUGCUCACCCGAGUAACGGGGGUCAGAGAACAAGGCAUACAGAGCUGCCAUGCCUGGCCACCAGCAGCCCCCACAGGGGGAGCAUCCGAGUGUGACACUGUUUCGCCAGUACCUUCAAAUCCGGACUGUGCAGCCAGAGCCCAACUAUGAUGAAGCUGUGCUUUUUUUGGAGAAGAUAGCCAGUGACUUGGGCCUUGAGUGUCAGAAGGUGGAGGUGGCUCCCGGUCGAGUAGUGACAAUAUUGACCUGGCAAGGCACAGAUCCCAGACUCCAUUCCUUGGUGCUUAACUCCCAUACUGAUGUGGUGCCUGUCUUUGAGGAACAUUGGAAUCAUGAUCCCUUUGAAGCCUUCAAGGACACUCAAGGAAACAUUUAUGCUCGGGGUGCCCAAGACAUGAAAUGUGUUGGCAUUCAGUACCUGGAGGCGAUUCGGAGGCUGAAGGAAGAAGGGAAGCGUCUUCCCAGGACCAUUCACCUGACGUUUGUCCCUGAUGAGGAGAUUGGAGGACACAAGGGCAUGGAGCUCUUCGUGAAAAGGCCGGAGUUUCAGGCGCUGCGAGCUGGCUUUGCCCUGGACGAGGGCUUGGCUAGCCCGACAGAGACCUUCGUAGUCUUCUACAGUGAACGGAGCCCUUGGUGGCUCCGGAUCACAAGCUCUGGGAACCCAGGCCAUGGCUCCCGUUUCAUUGAGAACACAGCAGCAGAGAAGCUGCACAGGGUGGUUACUUCAGUCUUGGAGUUCCGAGAGCAGGAGAAGCUUCGGCUGCAGUCGGACCCCAGCCUGACUUUGGGGGCUGUGACAUCGGUGAACCUGACUGUCCUGCAGGGAGGAGUUGCCUAUAACGUGGUCCCGGCCACCAUGAGCGCUGGCUUCGACUUUCGAGUUGCUCCAGACGUGGACCUCAAGGCCUUUGAGAAACGGAUUCAGGGCUGGUGUCAGGAGGCCGGUGAAGGGGUCACCUACCAGUUUCAGCAGAAAUGGACAGAGCCCCGAAUUACAGCCACAGAUGACUCUAACCCGUGGUGGGCUGAGUUCAGCAGAGUCUGUAAAGAGAUGAAUCUCACUGUGAAGCCUGAGAUCUUCCCAGCUGCCACUGACAGCCGCUACCUACGUGCUGCAGGGGUCCCAGCCCUGGGCUUCUCACCGAUGAACUUAACCCCAGUCCUGCUGCACGACCACAACGAGUUCCUGAAUGAAGCCGUGUUUCUUCGGGGCAUAGACAUCUAUGUUCGACUGCUGCCUGCCCUGGCCAGUGUGCCAGCCCUGCCCAAUGAGUGCUAACACGUCUGGGUCCUGGUUCCCAUCUGCAGCAGCCUCUGGCUUCUCCUAGUGCCUUCCCCUCCCCAGCCUGCUCAGGUCUGGGAACACCUCCCCGUAGGAACCCUUUUAGGAAAGGUAAUGCCAAAGACCUGGAUCUAUAAUAAAGCCUUGUUUUGGUGCUGA
Gracilinanus agilis (Agile Gracile Mouse Opossum) is the source of this 1494-nucleotide messenger RNA. Its product is annotated as aminoacylase-1A-like. Lineage: Eukaryota; Metazoa; Chordata; Mammalia; Didelphimorphia; Didelphidae. Gene Ontology annotation, molecular function: aminoacylase activity. Gene Ontology annotation, cellular component: cytoplasm. The transcript is spliced from 15 exons. Gene Ontology annotation, biological process: amino acid metabolic process. The record is from RefSeq and is a predicted model, not a curated record. Bases 100 to 1332 code for a protein of 410 amino acids.